ACUCCAUUCACCAUGCCGUUCAUCGAGGCCAAGGCAUCGUCCUCCAAGCCCCGCAAGGCGGCCAAGGGGAAGAACGCACCCAAGGGCCGCGUCAAGACGAACCAGGCCAAGCGCAACCGUGCCGACGACGAGCUGCGCGAGCUGCAGGCCAAGAUCAACUCGUUCGAACCACCAAAAGAAAUCACGACCUUCUCGCAGCUGCCGCUCUCGAAGCCAACGCUGAGCGGCCUCAAGGCGUCGCAUUUCGUCGAGCCGACGCCUAUCCAGGCUGCUUCUAUGGUGCCAGCGCUGCAGGGCCGCGACAUCCUCGGCGCCGCGCGCACAGGCAGCGGCAAGACGCUCGCCUUCCUCAUCCCCCUCCUCGAGCGACUGUACCUGCAGCGCUGGGGCGCGAUGGACGGUCUGGGCGCCGUGGUUAUCUCACCGACGCGAGAGCUGGCGGUCCAGACGUUCAACGCGCUGCGUGACAUCGGGCGCUUCCACAUGUUCUCCGCCGGCCUCGUUAUUGGUGGCAAGCCGCUCAAGGAGGAGCGCGAGCGUCUCGCCCGCAUGAACAUCCUCAUCUGCACCCCCGGCCGUCUGCUCCAGCACCUUGACAGCACAGUUGGCUUCGAGAGCAUGAGUGUCAAGGUGUUGGUUUUGGACGAGGCGGACCGGCUGUUGGACAUGGGAUUCUUGCCGGCGCUGCGAGCCAUUGUCCAGCACUUCUCCCCGUCAGCUGCGGCGCGCGCCGACCGCCAGACGUUGCUUUACUCGGCAACACAGAGCAAGGACGUGGCCAGCCUUGCUGAGCUUUCCCUCCACGACCCGUUGUAUAUCAACACGAUCACGGACGACGAGGCGAUGCCCGCCAACCUCGAGCAGUUCUACGCCGUUGUGCCUCUCGAGCGCAAGCUGGACGCGCUGUGGGGCUUCAUCAAAAGCCACCUCAAGAUGAAGGGCGUCGUGUUCGUCACGAGUGGCAAGCAAGUACGCUUCAUCUUCGAGACGUUCCGCCGCAUGCACCCCGGUCUGCCCCUCAUGCACCUGCACGGUAAGCAGAAGCAGGCGACGCGCAUGACCAUCUUCCAGAAGUUCAGCUCGAGCAACAACGCGCUCAUGAUCUGCACGGACGUGGCGGCGCGCGGCCUUGACUUCCCCGCUGUCGACUGGGUCGUGCAGCUCGACUGCCCCGACGAUGUCGACAGCUACAUUCACCGUGUGGGCCGGACUGCGCGCUACCAGAGCGAGGGCAAGGGAUUGUGUCUGCUCACGCCGAGCGAGGAGGCCGGUAUGGUCGCGCGCUGGGCGGAGAAGAAGAUCGACGUCAAGCGCAUCAAGAUCAAGGAGAGCAAGAUGCCCAACCUCGCCCAGUCGAUGCAGAACCUCUGCUUCAAGGACCCGGAGAUCAAGUACCUCGGCCAGAGGGCAUUCAUUUCCUACAUGCGCGCUAUCCACAUCCAGAAGGACAAGAGCGUGUUCAAGCUCUCCGAGUACCCUGCCGAGGCGUACUCUGCGAGCAUGGGCUUGCCGGGUGCACCGCAGAUCAAGCUUCUCGAGACGGCUAAGAAGGCCAAGGGGCGUGCUGGAGGCGAGAAGGACGACAGCGGGCCGACGAUCAUCCACCAGCGUCUGGCGAGCGACAGCGAGGCUGAGAGUGGCGACGAAGAGAGUGGGAGCGAGGAGGAGAGCGAUGGCGAGGAUGAGAAGGUCAGCGGGUCCCAGAGCGAGGGCGAGUCCGACAGCGGGGAAGACAGCGUGGACGGCUCCAGUUCGGGGAGCGGAAGUGAAGAGGAUGACUCUGCACCCCGCAAGCCCGCCCCCGUACGGACAAAGUACGACCGUAUGUUCGAGCGCAAGAACCAGGGCGUCCUUACAGAGCACUACACGAAGCUUGUGGCACAUGAGGACGACGACGACGACGUCUUCACGCUCGCGCGCCGGGAUCACGACUUGGACCUGUCCAGCGACGAGGAGCUCACUACCUCGGCCGACCUGUCCAAGCGCAAGCUCAAGAGCGCAGCAACGCGCAAGGGGCAGAUCAAGGCGCGUGGCGUCCCGACCAAGCUCGUCUUCGACGAGGAAGGCGAGGCACGUGACUUCUACGCCCACGGCGAGGAGGCGGAGAGCGCGGCCAAGGCCGAGGAGGCGCGCCGCGCCUUCGUUGAGGCCGAGAACGCUCGUAUGCGCGAGGCAGAUGUUAUCGACCGCCAAGUGGCUCGCGAGAAGCGCCGCGAGAAGAAGCGCAAGCGCAAGGAGGCGGAGCGGAAGAUGCGGGAGGAGUACAUGUCCGACGAGGAGGGCGAGCCAAUCGCGUACAUCGGGGCACCGGACGGCGAGUACGACUCGGAGGGAUCACCAGCACGCUCGCCUUCGCCCGAGCCUGACGCGAAGCGGCCGUCCAAGAAACGCCGCGACGCCGCGCUUGAGGACGAUGAAGAGCUCGCGCUGCGGCUCUUGCGCGGGGAAUAGGGGUAGAUUCUUGUUGCGAUCGGAUGCAUCUGUAUGUCUAGC
Cutaneotrichosporon oleaginosum is the source of this 2493-nucleotide messenger RNA. RefSeq lists its product as uncharacterized. NCBI's taxonomy places the organism in Eukaryota, Fungi, Basidiomycota, Tremellomycetes, Trichosporonales, Trichosporonaceae. Gene Ontology annotation, molecular function: RNA helicase activity; nucleic acid binding; ATP binding. Gene Ontology annotation, biological process: rRNA processing. The record is from RefSeq and is a predicted model, not a curated record. Gene Ontology annotation, cellular component: nucleus.